ACCAAAUAGCCAGUCAAGUGAUUUUUUUUCUGCUUUUAUUUGCAAAGUAAAAUACGCCGUUAUAUCCAAACACCAAAUAGUUAUUUUCCUAGUUUUUAGCAUUUCCACUAGGGGGAUUUUCACUAGGUCAGCUGAUUUACCGCUGGGUUACGCGAGUCUGUUCCGGCUUGGCCAAGGUGAUCUCGUGCUUCCGGUUGAAGAGGGCACGGUAGCUUCCGUUCUUUCGCGCGUGACGACACUUAGCACUUAUAUGGUCAUACGUUUCAGCGGAUAAUGAACCCUCGCCAUGAGUUUAGUAACGUUGAAAACUGUGAUUACUCCACUGAUGUAGGACUCUCGUGAAAAACUAAUUUACGAUAAAUCUACUGAAAUAUGACUAAGCCAUACUUGGAGAUGGGAAACGACUCUUCGAAAAAAGCGAAUUCUCAGGCUCAAUCGCAGAAUCAAACAUCAAGUCAUGAAAGGUCAAUAGACGGAGUAAGACGUAUUCUUCUCGUCCAUAACUCCUCGACGAAUGAGGAGCUUCAAUCGGUGAAAAAUUUCCGCGAUGCCUUGGUUCAAGCCGCUCCAGGGAGCAUUAAAAUCGACAAACUAGUCAACAUUGCUGAAAAGAGCGAGAAUUUCCAGGGUGUUACGUGGUUAGAAAAACUGAAUAAUGUGAUUUUGAUCCGACUUUCUACGGAACACGUGCAGAAAAUAGCGGAUACUCUUCGAAAAAAUAAUUUGGUGGACGAAAAUGACCAUCUUCAUGGCAAAGUCAUGGGGAUCUCGUUCGGAAAGGAACUCCCCGCCGGAUGGCCUCCGUCAGGCUCUAACAGGCGUGAGCAAGAUCAGAGGGAUUUCGUGUUUGGUUUGGAGGAUGAAAAUAACGCGAAAGCGAAGGAUUUUACAGGGGCCAAGUUGAACUCUCUUGUGGCAGCGAUAAUGGCUACUAACUGAAAUGUGGGCUAUUUUGCUUGUUGGGUGAAAAAAGAUGCUAGUGUGUAUGAAUCCAAUAAAUAAUAGUCUAAAAUUUAAAAGCAUAAAUGAUACAGACGUUUUUUUUUAUGGUUACGGAUCGGAACCGGAAUUAUACUUCUUGUGUGCUUAUAGGUUAAUGUUGCUUAAUUGUAUAUUGUUUAAACUUUAUACAAAAUAAUCUAUAGAAAUUUGUGAAAAUAUUUUUAUAAAAAAGAACAAAUUAAACAAAUUGUAGAAUUUG
This is a messenger RNA of Nematostella vectensis (starlet sea anemone), 1201 nucleotides long. RefSeq lists its product as uncharacterized. Bases 373 to 939 code for a protein of 188 amino acids. The transcript is spliced from 2 exons. The record is from RefSeq and is a predicted model, not a curated record. Lineage: Eukaryota; Metazoa; Cnidaria; Anthozoa; Actiniaria; Edwardsiidae.